Drosophila suzukii is the source of this 2506-nucleotide messenger RNA. RefSeq lists its product as uncharacterized. Lineage: Eukaryota; Metazoa; Arthropoda; Insecta; Diptera; Drosophilidae. The record is from RefSeq and is a predicted model, not a curated record.
UCCAUCGAAACAGAUCACUUCUGUUUCUGUUCCUUUUCACACACCCACACGAAAGUCCGACUUCAAACUUCAGAUUCGCGAUUUAGGAUUGCAGGCGAGACAAAGGAGGGAACCUGAACCUGUCCCCAUGAGCGCCGCCGUCUGCGUGGUCGUCACGGUGCCCACCGAAGCGGAGGAGCUGAGGAUUAACCCAAAGCCAUUGGCCAGCACCCAAUGUUGCUCCAGUUGCGGUGGCUGCAUGAGGGGCAAGGACUCGGAAGUGUCCAGCUGCGAGGUGUGCGAGCGCUGUUGGCGAUUGGGUCAAAUAGCCGGGAGCAAUGGUUGUGAGGCCGUGCCGCCUGCGAUCCACACAGCCCCUGCUCCAAGGUACCUCAGCAGGGCUCUGCAGCUCCCUGACCUUAGGGAGGAUGCCUCCCUGGAGCAGCUGCUAAGGGCCAUAGCGGAGGAACUGCGACUGGAGGACGUCUUCUGGUCGCACGACGUCACGGGAAAGCAGCUCCAGGCCCGGUUUGACCUCCUGCAGGAUGAACGCUAUGAAAGACUGCUGUGCACCCUGCAGGACUGGGGCGUUGGGGAAAGACCUGGCACACAUGUUUCCGCCCUCACCUGCCUGGAAACCCGGGCUAAGCCCAGCCCCCAGAACCCUAGCCAAGGCCAUGGCGAUUUCGUGGAUCAGGGUCGGGAGCAAAGCCAGGGCUGGCAGAGCUUUAUGGACUCGGUGAGGUGUAGACUGAACGUUAACCAGGUAGUGCGACAGGUGCGUCGGGAUGCCACAUUGACCUUUGACUUCGUAGUGCUGUUGAUGGCAGCCGCCCUGCUCUCCUGCGUCGGUCUCGUCGAGAAUAGCUUCCUGUUCCUCUCCAGCUCCAUGCUGAUCUCCCCGCUAAUGGGUCCCAUUAUUGCGGCCAUAUUUGGUUCGGUGAUUGGCGACCGGGAGCUACGGUGGUUGGGCCUGAAGAACGAACUCGUGGGCAUAGCCGUGUCCGUUGCCAUAGGAUUCUUUUUCGGGGCCAUAGUCUGUGGCUUCGGCCAUUUCUUCGCCAUUUCCACGGGUCUUACGGAGGAGAUCGUCUCCCGAUGUGACACACACUCCCUGGCCAUCGGAGUUUGCACUGCCCUGGCUUCGGGGGCGGCAGGAGCCAUUGCGGUUUUGGGAGGCAAUACGGGGUCCCUAGUGGGCGUGGCCAUCUCGGCUUCCCUACUGCCGCCUGCUGUGAACGCCGGACUGCUCUGGGCCCUGGCCAUUGGAUCCCAUUUACUGCCAGCCGAUCACGAGCUCCUGGUAAGUCUGAUGAAGCACAGGUCGUACUCCCCGCAACUUUCCGUGGAACUGUUGAUUUACGCAACUGUCAGCAUGGCCUUGACUCUCAUAAAUAUAAUGUGCGUCUGGCUAAUGGGCGUGGUGGUCCUAAGGAUUAAGGAGGUGGCUCCGGCAGUUCAACGGCAUCAGCAGUUUUGGCGCCACGACGUACGCACUGCCCGCGAGGUGGGGCUCCUAGAUCCUGCGCUGCAGAGCGCAAUAGAUCGCCUGGACGAGUCGCAACUGGAUGUUGAGGCUCCGCACUACCAGCGAACUUGGUCGCCGGGAAUGGAUUGCCACGCCGUCUUGCACCCUGGAACUGGGGGCUCUGACAUGGCCCUGGCAAGCCUCAAGGAUCAGCCGGAUAACUAUCACACGGUGCACGGAUUCCAUGAGUUCUGCAUCACACUGCACCGACUAAGGUCGGAGCCCAAGGGAGCCCAGCCGCCGAGUGUGAUGGAGCUGUUUGCCCGGCCGGAGCCGAGUUCCGCCCAGACCACCACGAACACCGGGGGCAGCCGUUUCAGCAGCUGUCGAAGUCUUCCGGACAUCAGCAGCCAUUUUCGACUCUGUCCCCACGGACUAUCCAGUGGCAUCAGUAUCCAAAGUCUGUGUUUUAGUCCCAACAGGGACGGAAGUUCUGGACCCAUGGCACCUACGGCAUCGAGUGCGGGAAGGGACGCCGGGAAGCGGAAUGUCCACUGGCAGGAGGAGCAACGGGAAAGGGCUCUGGGCAGAAUCACAGAGAGGGACCUCAUCCUGAGAAAAGAGAUCCUAAGCAGUAGGGAAAGCAGUCCACUUAAAAGAACAGGUCAGGUUCUAAUACCCCUGCCCAGCCUACAGCCCACGGUCCCGGCUGAUCGACCCCUACAGCUGCUUCCCUACGGCAGGCCAAAGGUCGCGACCCACGAGGAGGAGCAGAACGAGUUCCAGGCUUAGCUCACUAAGCCACCCCCUAAAUUCGACCACCAUCAGCCACCAACCCCCAUCAAAAGUAGCGCAAACAUCCAGGGUGAAGGCUCGGGCUUCGUGUCCAGCUUUGAUUACUUUCCAAUCCGGCGGCAAUGUAAUUGUUUGCCAACCACUCCAAGCCGCGAGCACUAGCGGUUGUAUAAAAUGAAAAAGUAUAUAAGUACAUUUACUCGUAUAAGCUACAUAAAGAACUAGUAAAAAUUAAGAUAAGAUAAAAAUUAAUAAAAAGCAAAU